This is a messenger RNA of Mugil cephalus (flathead mullet), 1611 nucleotides long. RefSeq names its product adrenomedullin a (gene adma). Lineage: Eukaryota; Metazoa; Chordata; Actinopteri; Mugiliformes; Mugilidae. Gene Ontology annotation, molecular function: adrenomedullin receptor binding; hormone activity. The transcript has 4 exons. The record is from RefSeq and is a predicted model, not a curated record. Gene Ontology annotation, biological process: positive regulation of heart rate; adrenomedullin receptor signaling pathway; regulation of systemic arterial blood pressure. Bases 112 to 630 code for a protein of 172 amino acids. Gene Ontology annotation, cellular component: extracellular region.
CUGCCUUACAGAACCAGUGGCAAUUUCAAGAAACUUGUGGAGUACUCUUUUGUGACUACAAGAGGAGCUUUCAACAUUCAACACAACUGUCAGAGAACAACAGGAGUCAAGAUGAAAUUGAUCUUCCAGUCCUUCCUCUAUUGCUGUCUACUGGCAACAGUAGCACACUGUGUGGAGCUUGAAGUGAAUCCCGAGUUGAAAAAAAGACUAAGCAUAUGGCUAGGGAGCAGACUGAGGCGGGAUCUUGACAGUGUAUCGGUGGAGAAGAGAGCAGAGUCUGAGAACUUUGUCAGACCAGAAGAUAUCAGGGAUACCUUGCUGCCACAUUCCAGCACUGACACCAAAGUCCGAACAAAGAGGUCUAAAAACCCAGCCAACCAGUACGGUAACGGAUGUUCGCUGGGCACCUGUGCAGUCCACGACCUGGCAUACCGCCUGCAUCUCACCAACAAGUUGAGAAUUGGGAGUGCCCCUUCUGAAAAGCUCAGCCCUAAUGGAUACGGCAGGAGGCGUCGAUCUCUCCCGGUGCACAGAGUCACACUGAGGCUGAAGCAGGGCAGACUGAGGCCCGUGUGGAGCAAAACUGGCUCACAAGUCCACAGGCUCGAGGCUCUCCUCAGACGGACAUGAGCAUGAACUUUGCAAGAGAAUUUUUGGAACAAAAGCGAGGGAGUAGCACAGAAUUAUUGUCCUCGAAAUUCUCGAAAUGCCUCAGUCUCCUGCCAAGUAUUCUCCAGCACAUUUGUUCCAGGCGUGAGGUCUGAGUCAGAGAAAGAUUGGCUACAACUGAGUUUCUCUGAAGAUUGAGCCUUGCACCUAAGCGAUGUACUGUAGAGCUUGCAAACAGCUGCAACUGCCUUACAGACUCUGGAUGGCACAGUGUAGAGUAAACUGCAGGUGCUGCUUUCUGCUUGGCGAAAGGAAAAGAAGAGUGCAAAUACCUGGCAAAGUGGACACGUCCUGUGGCUCAAAGAGAGAACUCUCUUCAAACAUUCUGGGACUUUACACUCUCAUUCCUCAAGGCCAGGACUUUGAUAAGUUAUAUCCACUAAGGACUAUGCCACCAUAUACCAUCGAACUGUUUGAACUUGUCUGCACUUUUCAAUUUCCAUUUUUGCAUUUGACAAAGUCAAAUGAAUCAUCAGGAAAAUACAUCUUCAUCAUAAAGCCAUACAGGAAGAUAGGCUGCAGAGCUCUGAAGCUCUCAGUUUAAAUCAAGUUUUGGACACUGUAUAAGGGAAAAUGCCUUAGAUUCUGUGAGAUAUGUGCCAGUCCAGUAUGGAUUGAAAUAUACUUGAAUUUUUUUGUUUGUACAAAACCAUGUGCAAUCUAUAUUUGUUUUUGUUGCAGGUAUAUGUGUAUAUGAAUUUCUUUAUUUAAAUAUUAUAUAGAGGUUACAUUAAAGAACUUAUGCAGAUAGAACUAUUUUUGUACAGGAAGAAAUAUAUAUGGGCAUUGUAGCUAUUUGUCACUAUUGUUUUGCAAAUCUGUGGUAAUAGGAUAUCUGUUUUAUGGGUAUAUUAUAUAUUUUAUAGAUUUAAAUGUGGUCUAUUUUAUUUGUGUUGAAGCAAUACCAAUGUCAUUUCAAUAAACAUUUUGCAUACAAAUCUA